GAGCAGCUAAAACUAGAAGGUGUGACCAAGCACUAUGGAUCGGUUCUUGCCGUUGAUGACCUCUACCUCAGUGUAGAAGCGGGUGAGUUCAUUACUCUGCUGGGGCCGAGUGGUUGCGGCAAGACGACGACGCUCAGGAUGAUCGGCGGUCUGGAAGAGCCUACUUUCGGGCGCAUUUACAUCCAGGGGCAGGACGCGACCAACGUGCCUCCCUAUUCGAGACCGACGAACAUGGUUUUCCAAAGCUAUGCCUUGUUUCCUCAUCUCACUGUCUACGACAACAUUGUUUACGGUCUCAAAAACAAGAAGGUGGCCAAGAACGUACAGCGAGAGAGAGCGGAGAACCUGCUGAGUCUCAUUGGCCUUGAAGGUCUGGAGGAACGCAGGCCAAACGAGCUGAGCGGAGGCCAGCAACAACGUGUAGCGGUAGCCAGGGCGUUGGUCAACGAGCCGGCUGUGCUCCUCUUGGACGAGCCUUUAGGCGCACUCGAUGCCAAGCUCCGCAUAGCCAUGCGCUUCGAGCUCAAGCGGAUACAACGAGAGUCCGGGGUCUCCUUCAUUUAUGUGACACACGACCAGGAAGAGGCAAUCAGUCUCUCGGAUCGCAUCGUGCUCAUGGACUUGGGAAAGGUCCAACAGGAAGGGGCGCCCCGAGAGAUAUUCGAGGAUCCAAAAAAUGAGUUUGUGGCGGAUUUCGUGGGUGUAGGGAACUUCCUGCAUGGCGAGUGCAUAGAUAAGUCAAACGGGACCUUGGCUGUGCGAUGCGGGAAUGGCGUGGUAGUGCGGGUCCCGUCGAAGGACGGAUUUCAGGUCGGUGAUGGAGCGACGUUAUGGGUGCGGGCUUCGGACGUCAGGUUGGGAAGCAGACUCGACGCUGACGACGGACAGGUAUGGCAGGGAAAGAUCGGCCAGCUUCUGUACUACGGUGAUUACGUUGAUCUCGUUGUCACAGUAGAUGGGGACCAGCAGUUCCGAGCUGUAAUCUCAUCUGCCCAGUUUUACAGGGAGCAGAUUGAGAUAGGUAGUAGCGUGACCGUGGGAUGGAGGGCUGAAGACGUACGUCUGUUCAAUCGCUGA
Molecule: messenger RNA, 1077 nt
Organism: Geodia barretti
Lineage: Eukaryota; Metazoa; Porifera; Demospongiae; Tetractinellida; Geodiidae
Source: the annotation of a GenBank genome assembly